Messenger RNA from Myxocyprinus asiaticus (Chinese sucker), 6612 nucleotides. RefSeq names its product NALCN channel auxiliary factor 1a (gene nalf1a). The transcript has 4 exons. The coding region runs from base 731 to 1876 and encodes 381 amino acids. The record is from RefSeq and is a predicted model, not a curated record. Lineage: Eukaryota; Metazoa; Chordata; Actinopteri; Cypriniformes; Catostomidae. Gene Ontology annotation, molecular function: stretch-activated, monoatomic cation-selective, calcium channel activity. Gene Ontology annotation, biological process: calcium ion import across plasma membrane. Gene Ontology annotation, cellular component: plasma membrane.
AAAGUUUAUUGUGGUUGUGUUAAAAAAACAAUAACUUGGUUGCAAUAAGAAACAGUUUUUUGCAUGCUGCAUGUUUUUUGCAAGCUGAAUUAAAGAAAAAUAUUAUGAAGCCUUAUGUCCUUGGAGUCGACAAGCAACCAUGCUAUCUCAUCCCACGAUUUAUCAGCAAAUCGGCCCGGUCGCUAUGAUGGAUCAAUCACAUUGCACGAGCUGAUGCAAAUGACCCCGCUCUCUCCCAAGAACUGUUUCAAGACGAACAUGGCGGCAAUUUAACAUUUGGCCAAAAUGACUGUGGAUAAUUUGGCGGGAAAAGAUCCCACUUUGUCCGGCCACGGAGGCGAAAUUCGGUGCGUUGAAACAAGAAGCGUUCGCGCUUUUCACCAGAAAUCCCGGAAUCAGAGGGAACGGCCAGACGGUGGCUUUUCCGUAUUUUAGCUGCUCUGCGCAAAAGGGUAUAGCGGAACCCAUGCUAGACGAGGAGGGAGAGACAUGUUGUUACAGAUAGCUGAGUUUUUCUCUGGAGAAGCAAGGAGAGAGGGGAUUCGAUAAUGAAAGCAGUAAUCCCCCUGAAGGCACCAACGGAUUGGUAAUUGCAGAAUCGCGGAGGUGAGACACAGCUGGUCGUUAGGCAUCGUUUAGUGGGCAAAACUCAAGGCAGACUCUUGUCAAUGACUAUUGUGGCAGAAAAGCCCCCACGGUGGAGUCAGCCAGCGCCGCACUUCCCCAAAAUAUGACCAGCGGUGCUCGGAAGUGUCGGCAGCGAGAUGACGGUUUAAAAAUUUGGUCUGUUCCCCGCGAGAACGAGAAGCCGUUUACCGACUCCGAGAGGGCCCAGCGAUGGCGAUUGUCCUUAGCGUCUCUCUUAUUUCUCACCGUUCUGCUUUCUGAUCAUCUGUGGUUCUGCGCCGAGGCCAAACUCACAAGGACACGAGACAAGUUAGCAUCAACGGACACGAGCGCAAACCACAGAACCGACCUCCCUUCAGCACACAGCAUCCUCAGAAGCAACGAAGAUGCUAUUUUUAUAGUCAGUUCUACCGUAGCUUUGUGGCAACUAGAAACUUGUCACCAGGAUAUUUUGUCUAAAAACUGCUUCACUUUUGUCGACGCCGACCACCUGUGCAGGGGCCUUUCGGAAACGGAGGGGACGCGUUGGAUGAACAUAAGAGAUUUGUACCUUUCCUUUUGUAACUCGUACUCUCUUAUGGAUUUGCUUUAUGGCUCAUUAAGUCCGGACAAUUUGAACUGCAGCCUUGACGCGAUCAUGCACGGCGACCUAAACAGAUGCAGUCUGUGCGUUCAGGCGUACCAGCGUUAUGACCUGCACGCUCAGGAGAAAUUCGAAGAAUUUGAGAUGAUGGCAGACAAAUACGAGACGGAUGUAUACUCAGUAAGGACGUGCAUGGAAGAAUGCAAGACUGUCUACAAGCCUUGGCUCUGUGCUCAGUAUUUCCAGAGCCCUCAGUCAGGAUGCAGUCAUAAGAUUCCUUGUAAGCAGUACUGUUUAGAAGUCCAACAGAGGUGCCCCUUCAUUUUGCCUGACAAUGACGACCUUAUACAUGGUGGCACUCCAAGUUUUAUAUGUGCAGGGCUUUCACAGAAUGCAGACAUCAACCAGGAGCCAGAGUGCUGUGAUGUACGGUGGAACCUGAAGUCCAUCAACCGCUCUCGCAGCACAUUAAAAAGAACUCACUCUUCCUGCCAUCACACAUCCGUGACCUCCACGGGUGCUCCACGGCUUGGGCAGGGCCGGCUGAAGCUUUGCUUGCUGGUCCUAGUUUUUCUUCACACUGUGGCUACCAUUACGGCCAAUCAAAACUCCACCUGCCUGACUGCCAUAUUUCCACUGGAUGACAAUCCCCCCAGGGAAGAGUGAUUGGACAAGGUUGGGCUAACUCUAGCGAAUCCAAAUGCUCCAACACACCUCGUACAUCAGUAAAGAAGUCCCUCACUUAAAGAGACACUGAGUGUACCGGGUCUCAACCAGAGAACACUUAACCACACUUGCCAUCAACACCUUGUUGGGUUUGGAUAAAACAGAGAACAGAACACAGGAAUAGUAGAGGACAAAAGAUGAGAUUAAUAUGAAGAGUCAGAUCAUGCCCCCACAGAGACUUCUCACUCUCUUCUUAAACACACACACAUACACACACAAGAUUUAAUUUCACUUUGCACUAGGAGAUUAACAGAUUUUUUUUAUUUAUUUUAGUUUCAGCUGUUAUUUUCACUUCAAGAAGGGUUUGACUUCUGUUCAGUGAUUUCAGAGCACCCUGGAAUGGAACUUGGAUGUCAGUGUUUCUGCCAAACUCAAUCUUUAUACUGUAUGUUGUGUGUUGUUCUUUUGCGUAUUUUGAGAAUGAGCAUCACAUCAUAAAACCCAUCAACCACUACUACAGCAUUAGGACAGGCUACAGAUAGCACAUUCACUUGUCCGCUCACAAGUCACUUCCUUUCUUUUCUCUAUUACUCUUUCAAAUGUAUACAUUGUUUUUUGACCUGAUGCUCAGAAUAAAUUAUAAAAUAAUAAAAAGGGGUAAAAAAGACAGUGAUGAAAAAUAGAUAUAAUCAGAUGUUAGCAGAGCCACAAAAUAUAUUACAAAAACCAGCACUUUUGGUGAAACAGGGCAGUUGACAUCUCAUCUAAACAGGUCUGCUUAAAUGUUUGUUUUUAUUCUUCACCUUCAGACAUAAUUAGCAGUGCUGUGUAGAUUACUUCUGAAUUGUAAUCUGGUUUAAAUUGUAGCCAGUAAAGUAAUCUAUUUGAUUACAUAUUGAAAGUAAUCUAAUCUGAUUUCCUUUAGAUUAUUUUUGGAUUAAUUCAUGUUUAUUUGAUUUCAUAUGCAUUUGAGUAGGAUAAGCUUGUACCAAUUUGCCAAUGUUGCUUAAAUGAAUUAAAGAAAACGUACUUAAUGGAUCAAAAUACGAUAAUUUUUACUCACUAUUUGUCAGUUUCUGAGGUAAAUAAAAAAGGCACUUAUUCUUACACCGUCAAUUUUGACGUUACAAAUGCCAUCCAUGUGUGGUAACAGAUCAGACCAGUUAUAUUUGUAAAAAAAAAAAACGGUUUAAAAGUUGUCACAAAAGCAAAAGCACAUUCAUGUGCAUAUUUAAAGCUAAGUACAAAAGCAAUUUGCAAAACUAAAACUAACUGUACCGCACUAAUGCAAUCAGUUCGGUAUAUCAACUGUAGGCUAAUAUAGAAUUAAAAAAAAAAAGAAGAUGAAUUGAAGUGAACAAUAAAUUAUUAACAAUUUACUGCCUUUGCCUGAUUAAUAUGUAAUGAUGUAAUCCAUAAAACGUAACUGUAAUCUGAUUAUGAGUAUUUUAAAAUGUAAUUUAAUCAAAUUACAAGUACUUGAUUUUUUUAAUCUGAUUAUGUAAUAAUCUGUUACUAUCCAGCACUGAUUACCAGCUUGCAUUUAUAUAGAAACCGAAGAUUAUAAAAUUUUUCUACAAUAGGUUUUGGAAAUGCUGACUAAAAUACAAAUGUCGAUGUUUAAUGCAAUUUUCUGUUUCCAAAGUCUCGGCUACAAAUUCAUGCAAACCUGUAAUAACAUAUCCAGGUGAUUUGCAUCCUCCAUUAUGGCAGAGGUGAAAGUUGAAAGAGUGUGGUUAGUGGUAACGCCUACAGAGAUCUUAUGCCUUCAUCUAUAUCACUAUAUAAUUUACAUGACUUAGUCAUGAUGUAGAGAGAGACUACAUCUAGACUGAGACUCCCAUUUAAAUAUACACAGGUCAGCAUAAUCAAAACAACAGGGUUUUGGCACAACCCUGUAAAGAUGGAGGAUGAUAAAUAUUAUCAUAUAUUCUACAUUUUAUUGAUAUAUAUACAUUUUAUUUUGCACUUUAUUCAUUUAAAAAUGUGCUAAAACCCGCCUCAACCUUUCUAUAAACUACAUCUUAAAUGUUAUGUGAAAGCAUAAUUUUUUCAGUAUAUGGUCCCUACACCAUCCAUAGCAGUUCAGCAGUCUUUAUAACUUCAUUCACUGAGUGCAUAUAAAUUAUGCCAUGCAUUUUAAUAUGUAGAUGAAACUAGUUUAUCUUCUGCAGUUCACAUGCAAAUGGAACUGAAAAAGCUAAACUGUGUGUGCUGUUCAAUCAUUAUCUAACACAAUUAUAGUCAUUUUACCAUAAUUUCCCUGUCAAAAACAAAAAACAAAAAAACUAUCUAUUGUGUAAAGGCCUUAGCAAAUAGUUGUGUGUGGAGAAGGAGUUAAGGGCUUACUCUACAUUUCUCCUUCUGUGUGGUUGUUGUCUUCUGUGUUUGCGUGUAAUGGCUAAUAGGAACUUAUGUGCUGUUUUGCCUUCAUCAAGACAUUCUUUUCUGACAACCGUUGUAAACUCCUGUACACCCAAAAUAGUCAUUUGGUCAUUAUUUUCGUGUGUGUUUACAGAGUAAAUUCACCAGUUUUAAUUUAAUUCCUGUAAAGUUCAAUCAGAGUUACUUGACUGCAGAGACAUGCACAGUGACUUAAGUCCAACCCCUUUGACUGCAUUGCCCAAGUGCUCUUUUUUGGAUAAUUCUUUCUUUGGGAAACUACAAAUAAAUAACUAUUGAGAUUCUCUUUAUAGUUAUUAUUUUAUUAUUAUAUUUUAAUUUUAGUUAACAUUAGUUAACAACAUAAGGUAACAUGAAUUAAACAAUCAACAGUACUUUAACAGCAUUUAUUUUAAAUUAAUGUUAAUUUCAACAUAUAGUAAAUACAUUUUUAAAAUCAAAAGUUUUAUAUGUUAACAUUAUUAAUGCAGUAUGAACGAACAAUGAACAAUUGUAUUUUUAUUAACUAACAUUAACAAAGAUUAAUAAAUGCUGUUAAAAAAUGUAUUGUUUAUAGUUAGUUCAUGAUACCUAAUGCAUUUACUAAUGUUAACGAAUGGAACCGUUUUGUAAAGUGUUACCAAUGACACUAAUAUUUACAAGUUUGCAUAUUCAUUUAAUCCUUGACUUAUUAAACGCCGGACGAAUUGUCACGUUGGUGAGGUAAGAAGCUGUUUAUUUACUCUUGCUUCAUGAUUGACAGGAUUAGAUGAACUAGCUCCUCCCGAACCCUUAUUUAGAACUCAAUUAAUUAUAAAAUAAUGCUUUACAUUUUUAGUAGUGUAUAAUGAGCAAUUUCAAGAGAUAUUAGUAAACAAUAGGCCUAAGUAAAGAGAAUAUUUAAUAAAACAGGAAAAUAAAAAUUAUGCCUAUGAAGUCACAUACAGAUUAAUAUUACGGACACGGACACUAGCGGACACUGUUUUGUGUCCAGGAUACUUUAUGUAAUCUUGGCCCGGAAAGUGCCUAUUUCCUUUUUUGAGUCACUGUCCACCACUGUAUGUCUCUACAUAAGAGUAAAUUUAACUGUGUAGGUGAUGAUUUAAUGUUCUUGGUUUUACUCUAUACCUUCUCUGUCAGUCUUACUAAAUUGUACCUGUAUCUGUACCAAGUGUUCUUGAAUCUGGGCUUUAUCCACUGUUUUCACCUUCAAAUUAUGUAAAAUGUUUACUUAAAAAAUAUCAAAUUUUCCCUAUCAAUUUUAUUCUUAAUUUAUGUUAAGUUGUAAUGAUAAUUUUAUGGAGAUAUUAUUUUUUCACCCAGUGUAAUAGACAUAUGGCAAGCAUACAAAGAAUAGCAUAUCAAAGUCUUGCAUAACUAAGGUUUUUCUUUUUUUUUUACUGCAUCGUGAAGCAAACAUGAGCACAAUUGACUCCAAAGGCUUAAAUAGACUUUCCCAGUAUAAUAUUAAUGUCUGUCACUCUAUGUGGAGGCAACACUAACUCCUAAAUUAUCAUUAUUACUAUAAAUGAUAGAUAGUUAUCAUUAUAUAUCUAAGUGAAGAUAACAGGCAGGGAAUUAUCACAGAUUACUAGGAGAAAAUAAAAUGUAUGAAUGUAAACAGUCCAUCUUGGAAGAGCUGCAUAGAACAUAUUGUAGUUCAUCUGAUGCUCUCCAGCAUCUCUAUUAAUUACCAACCUGUUUCAUGCUGAUUUCAAGAUCAGAGAUUUAUUUUUUUAGUUAUCCAAAAUGUAUUCUAUAUCACUAUAUCUCCAUUGUAAUAUCAAAGACCACUUAUAUAAUCUAAACUUGAACCUGGCAUAUAAAAUCCAAAUAGCUCUUCUUUGUAACAACUGGUUCUCCUGGAUCUUUUGAUCUGUCUGAUUCCACAGUGUCAUUUCUCACAUGCCCCAUCUUCAACCCAUCUAUGUCUUAAUCCUAUUUUCCCUCUGUUCUUCUGAUGUAGACUGUAAUAAUUACUUGAAUGUAGCCUGUCCUCUUUGAUGUCUCUCUGUGAUUUUGUUUAGUUUAUGUUGUUCUGCCUCUUUUGUUUUUUUUAUGCCUUAAAGAUUUACAUUACUGUUUAACCCUUGUCAAAAGAAGUGUGAUUUAUGUAGUUGAAUGCUGCCCUGCUCUGUAAAGGGUGAAACUGAAGCCUGCAGUUUAUAGAGUUUUAAUGCUGGCAAAGAAACAGACAGACAUAUUUAGAAAUUACAGUUAUUGUCAUACAAUAGAUGCUUUAGUUCAGCAAUUCUCUUUGAUUUUUUUUUUUUUUUUUUUUUUUUUUUUUUACAGAAAGACUUUAAUUAAUAUUUAUAAAUCAGUCUCACUGGUCAUGACCUUUUUUAGAUGAA